This is a messenger RNA of Hirundo rustica (Barn swallow), 12235 nucleotides long. RefSeq names its product microtubule associated protein 1B (gene MAP1B). Gene Ontology annotation, molecular function: microtubule binding; actin binding. Lineage: Eukaryota; Metazoa; Chordata; Aves; Passeriformes; Hirundinidae. Gene Ontology annotation, biological process: dendrite development; axonogenesis; regulation of microtubule depolymerization. Gene Ontology annotation, cellular component: cytosol; synapse; microtubule associated complex. The coding region runs from base 64 to 7509 and encodes 2481 amino acids. The transcript is spliced from 7 exons. The record is from RefSeq and is a predicted model, not a curated record.
UCCUCGUCGCCUGCGGAGCCGCCGCCGAGCGCUCAGCGCCCCGGAGCCGCGGGGAGGAGGGCGAUGGCCACCGUAGUGGUGGAAGUGGACUCGGAGCCCUCCUGCAGCAUCCCCAACCCGACCUCCACCUCGCCCAGCCUCUCCCACCGCUUCCUAGACAGCAAGUUUUACCUGCUGGUGGUCGUCGGCGAGCUGGUGACCGAGGAGCACCUGCGGCGGGCCAUCGCCAAUAUCGAGCGAGGAAUCCGGUCAUGGGACACAAACUUGGUCGAAUGCAACCUGGAUCAAGAACUGAAACUUUUUGUGUCUCGCCAUUCAGCUCGAUUCUCUCCUGAAGUUCGAGGUCAGAAGAUUCUUCACCACAGAAGUGAUGUCUUGGAGACCGUAGUCCUCAUCAACCCCUCAGAUGAAGCAGUUAGUACUGAGGUGCGCUUAAUGAUCACAGAUGCUGCAAGGCACAAGCUCCUCGUUCUAACUGGACAGUGCUUUGAAAACACUGGAGAGCUCAUCCUUCAGUCAGGGUCCUUUUCCUUCCAGAACUUCAUUGAGAUCUUCACGGAUCAAGAGAUCGGUGAAUUGUUGAGCACUACACACCCUGCCAACAAAGCCAGUCUAACUCUUUUCUGCCCUGAGGAAGGGGACUGGAAGAAUUCCAACCUUGACAGACACAACCUUCAAGACUUUAUUAACAUUAAACUCAACUCAGCUUCCAUAUUGCCCGAGAUGGAAGGACUCUCUGAAUUCACAGAGUAUCUGUCAGAAUCAGUAGAAGUGCCAUCACCUUUUGACAUUUUGGAACCUCCAACCUCAGGAGGUUUCUUGAAGCUCUCCAAACCCUGCUGUUACAUUUUCCCAGGGGGAAGAGGAGACUCUGCAUUGUUCGCAGUGAAUGGAUUCAAUAUGCUUAUCAAUGGAGGAUCUGAAAGAAAAUCUUGUUUUUGGAAACUUAUCCGGCACUUGGACAGGGUAGAUUCCAUCCUGCUCACUCACAUUGGAGAUGACAAUCUGCCAGGAAUCAAUAGCAUGCUUCAGAGAAAGAUAGCUGAACUAGAAGAGGAACAGUCUCAAGGGUCUACUACCAACAGUGACUGGAUGAAAAACCUGAUCUCACCUGAUUUAGGAGUUGUGUUCCUUAAUGUACCUGAGAACCUGAAGAACCUGGAUCCUAAUUUUAGAGGAAAAAGGAGUGUGGAAGAAGCUUGUUUUACUCUCCAGUAUUUAAAUAAAUUGUCUAUGAAACCAGAACCUCUCUUCAGAAAUACAGGAAAUACCAUUGACCCUAUCAUUUUAUUUGAGAAAAUGGGAGUAGGCAAACUUGAGAUGUAUGUGCUUAAUCCUGUCAAAAAUAGCAAAGAGAUGCAAUAUUUUAUGCAGCAGUGGAGCGGUACUAACAGAGAUAAAGCUGAAUUCCUGCUACCAAAUGGCCAAGAACUAGACAUUCCAUUAUCCUACUUCACCUCUGUCUCAUCCCUCAUCGUGUGGCAUCCUGCUAAUCCUGCUGAAAAAAUAAUCCGAGUUCUCUUUCCUGGGAACAGCACACAGUACAAUAUUCUAGAGGGGCUAGAAAAGCUCAAACACUUAGACUUCCUUAAACAACCAAUGGUUACACAAAAAGACCUAACUGGGAACAUUGCUAGUCCAGCUGUGAAACAAGCAAAAUUGAAACAACGAACAGACAGCAAGGAGAGCCUGAAGCCUGCUGCAAAGACACCACCAAAUAAGCCUGUCAGAAAGGAAUCUAAAGAAGAAACACCAGAGCCUGUGAAAGCUAGUCCGGUACCAGAAAAGCCUCAGAAGAUGGAAAGCAAAGAAAAAGUUCCAGUUAAAAAAGAAAAACCAGCAAAAGUAGAGACCAAGCCAGUAACAGUCGAAAAAGACAUGGCAAAUAAGGAAGAACAACUAGUGAAAUAUGAAAUUGUUGAAAAACAAAGUACAGAUGUAAAACCAAAAAUGUCAAAGGAGAAGACAGUGAAAAAGGAAGUCAAAGCAAAACCUGAAGAAAAGAAAGAGGACAAAGAAAAGCCAAAGAAAGAGGUUUCUAAAAGAGAGGAGAAAACACCCAUCAAAAAAGAGGAAAAACCAAAAAAAGAAGAGAUCAAGAAAGAAGUUAAAAAGGAGGUGAAAAAGGAAGAGAAGAAGGAAACUAAGAAGGAAAUCAAGAAAGAAGCUUCAACAAAAGAAGCUAAAAAAGAAGCUAAAAAAGAAGAGAAGAAGGAAAUCAAGAAGGAAGACAAAGAAGCCAAAAAGGACAUCAAGAAGACACCUAAAGAAACAAAGAAGACAGCUACUCCUUCAAGUGAAGCCAAAAAGCCAGCAGCAAAGCCUAAACCACAAAAGAAGGAGGAACCUGCUAAAAAAGAAGCAGUACCUGCUGGAAAGCCAAAGGAAAAAGGGAAAGUUAAAAGUGUGAAGAAGGACCUCAAAGUAAGUGGAGCACAAGCCGCCCUUGCAGCAGUUGGUGCCACAGCUGUAGCAGCUGCAGAAAUUACAGCUGGUGGAAAGGAGCUUGAAGCAGAGAGAUCCCUUAUGUCUUCACCAGAGGAUUUAACAAAGGAUUUUGAGGAGUUAAAAGCUGAAGAAGUAGAAACAAUAAAAGAAACAAAAUCUCAAGUUGCACUUAUAACAGAUGAUCUUAAACUCACUGGCACUGUACAAAAAGAUGCCUUUGAAGUACAAAAAGAAAAAUUGGAUAAUGAAGGACCUGCCGAGUCAUCCGAUGAAGGCAUAACUACCACAGAGGCUGAGGGUGAGUGUGAACAGACACCUGAAGAAUUGGAACCUGUGGAGAAACACAAGGUUGAUGACAAUGAAAAGUUUGAAGAUGAGGGAACUGGCUUGGAAGAAUCAUCGGAAGCAGAUUAUGAAGAAAAGGCAGAGACAGAAGAAGCUGAAGAGCGAGAUGAAAAUGAAGUAGAGAAAACACGAUUGGAUGCCACAAAACCAUAUAUGGAAGAAUCACAAAAACUUGCAGGUGGCUCAGAAAACAUAAUGACUCAUGUAGAUGCCAACAUUAAAGAUGAAAAGUAUAUUGAAAAGGCAGAUUAUGAAGCAUCCGAUGAACGAGCUGAAGAAGACAGGGAGGAAGCAAUAGAAAAGGCAGAAACUGAAGAGACUGAGGAAGAUGAAGAAGACAAAGCAGAAGACAUCAGAGAUGAGGAAGAAACUGAAAAAACAGAAGCUGAAGAAGAUUAUGUGAUGGCGGUGGUUGACAAAGCUGCAGAAUCUGGUGAAGCCGAGGAUAAGUAUGGCUUACUUGCAAUUACACCAACUAAAUGCUCAGAGUCUCAGUCUCCAGUGAUUGAGCCAGCUUCUUCUAUCCAUGAUGAGACACUACCUGGUGGUUCAGAAAGUGAAGCCACUGUUUCUGAUGAAGAAAAUAGAGAAGAUCAGCCUGAGGAGUUCACUGCUACUUCAGGCUACACACAGUCCACCAUUGAAAUAUCCAGUGAACCAACUCCAAUGGAUGAAAUGUCAACACCCCGAGAUGUCAUGAGUGAUGAAACUAACAAUGAGGAGAGCGAGUCACCCUCUCAGGAGUAUGUGAACAUUACCAAGUAUGAGACAUCGCUGUACUCCCAAGAGUUCAGCAGAGCUAAACUUUCUCCACUUCCAGAUGCUUUUAAUGGAGUAUCUGAAGGAUCCAAAACAGAUGCCACAGAAGGUAAGGAUUAUAAUGCCUCAGCUUCCACCAUCUCACCACCUUCUUCAUUAGAGGAAGACAAAUUCUGCAAAUCUGCAUUCCAAGAUGUGUACCGGCAAAGAGAAAGUGAAAUCCAAGGCACUGACAAACUAGAAAUCAAAGAACCCUAUCAAGAAGAUGGUGGAAAAUAUAGUUCAGCAAAGAGCCCAGCUGACAGCUUGUCCCCUCCAUCACCUGUUGCCAAAACACCACUGAGUGAACGCAGUGUGAACUUUUCGCUCACUCCCAAUGAGAUCAGGGUUCCUUCUGAGUCUGUCCCCACUGCUAAAUUGCCUGAUGUACACCAAGAAGUUGCUGAAGAGCACUGUGCAAGCCCUGAAGAUAAAACAUUAGAAGUAGCAUCUCCCUCACAGUCUGCUGCUGGUAGUGCUGGCCACACACCUUAUUAUCAGUCUCCCACGGAUGAGAAGUCCAGUCAGCUUCCCUCCGAAACCAGUGAAAAGUCAACAGAAGGUCCUGUCAGCUUUGAGUUCAGUGAAGUCAAAGAUGAGUCUGCAAAAUGCAGAAUAAGCCCUAUGGAUGAGCCUGUGCCAGAUUCAGAAUCUCCCAUUGAAAAGGUUCUCUCGCCUCUGCGGAGUCCGCCACUGAUAGGUUCAGAGACCACUUACGAUACAUUUUUGAGUGCUGAUUUGAAGUCUCCCACCAGAGAUUAUGGAAGUCCUUCCAAGGGAAAACCUGGAAAAGACAAAUCACCUGUUCAGAUGAGCCCAGCUUCUGAAGCAAGCUCUGUAGGCCUCUUCCAAGAAAAACAAGAUGAAAAAAGCAUGGAAUUUAUGGCAAUUAAGGAAAGCUUCAGCCUGGAACGGAAGAUGGAGGAUACAGAACCCAGCAGCUCCCAGUCUUCACUGGUCUUGGAUGAGCGGAAGUUAGCGAGUGAUCUCUCACCGACUCAAAUAGACAUCAGUCAGUUUGGUUCUUUAAAAGAAGACACCAAAAUGUCAAUUUCUGAAGGCACCGUCUCUGACAAGUCUGCAACUCCCGUUGAUGAGGUUGUUGCAGAAGACACCUAUUCCCAUAUAGAAGGAGUAGCUUCUGUCUCUACAGCAUCUGUUGCCACUAGUUCAUUUCCAGAACCAACUACUGAUGAUGUAUCUCCUUCUUUGCAUGCUGAGGUUGGUUCUCCCCACUCUACUGAAGUCGAUGAUUCCCUUUCAGUGUCAGUUGUACAAACACCGACAACUUUUCAGGAAACAGAAAUGUCUCCAUCUAAAGAAGAGUGCCCAAGGCCUAUGUCAAUUUCUCCACCAGACUUUUCACCUAAAACUGCAAAAUCAAGAACACCAGUGCUUGAUCACAGAUCUCCUGAGCAGUCAGCUAUGUCAGUAGAAUAUGGUCGGGAGUCACCUGAGCAGUCUUUAGCAAUGGAUUUUAGUAGGCAGUCUCCAGAAUAUCCUGCUGUAGGCAGUAGCAUACAUCAUAUAUCUGAAAAUGGACCAACGGAAGUAGAUUAUAGCCCUUCAGAUAUACAGGAAUCUCCUUUUGCACGGAAGAUUUCGCCAGUGGAACAGUCAUCUUACUCUCAAGAGAAAGAUAUUUCAGAAAUUAUUUCAGUUUCUCAAAUUGAAGCGUCAUCGUCAACUUCAUCAGCUCAUACACCUUCCCAGGUAGCUUCACCACUGCCAGACGAAACUUUUUCAGGUGGUGUUCCACCCAGAGAGAUGUCACUGCAUUCUUGUUUUACCUCAGAAAAGGUGCAGAGCCUAGGAGAAAAGCUGUCACCAAAAUCUGACCUAUCUCCGUUAACUCCAAGGGAAUCUUCUCCCCUGUAUUCUCCUACUUUUCCAGAUUCACCUCCUGCAAUCACAGAAGCAGUGUCAUCUAGUCACACACCUUUGUUGUCACAGCAAGUGUCUUCUGUCAAAGCCUUUGGUUAUCAGGAAUCCUUAUCAAAGCACAGUCCAGAACCUUUACUUAGCCCAGAUAAAGAAGAUUCAGAGAAAAGCAGCAGGUCACCAGAAGAACUUAGUUAUUCGUAUGAGGCCAGAGAGAAAACCACUAGGUCGCCAGAAAAUAUUAGCUAUUCCUAUGAGGCAGAUGGAAAAUCUUCUAGAUCACCUCAAGCCAUGGAUUUUUCCUAUGAGACAAGCAGAAAAACUACUAGGUCUCCUGAGACCACAGAUUAUUCCUAUGAGAAAACCAGGAGCACUACCAGGUCACCCGAGGGUACAGACUAUUCAUAUGAGAUAAUUGCAAAAAACAUGAGUUCAUCUGAGGUCACAGAUUAUUCUUAUCAGAUAACAGGGAAAACUGCCAGGUCACCAGGGGCCACAGAUUAUUCCUAUGAGACAGCUGGGAAAACCACCAAAUCGCCUGAAGUCACUGAUUAUUCCUAUGAAUUAACUGGGAAUGCUACCAGAUCACCCGAUACUAUGGGUUACUCCUAUGAGACAACAAGGAAAACCUCUAAGUCACCAGAAGCUGUUGGCUACUGCUAUGAGACAAUUGGGAGGACCACCAGGUCAUCAGAGGCCAUGACUUACUCUUAUGAGACAACUGGGAAAGCCUCCAGUUCACCUGAAGCCACAGAUUACUCAUUUGAGACAGCUGGGAGAGCCACCCCUGGGAGGUCACCUGAAGCUGCCAGCUAUUCCUAUGAAGCAAGUGCACAUUUUACUCCAAGUAAAUCGUUAGCAGAAUCCCGUCAAGAUGUUGACUUAUGCCUCGUGUCCUCUUGUGAGUACAAACAUCCCAAAACUGAACUUUCACCCUCAUUUAUCAACCCAAAUCCCCUUGAGUGGUUUGCAAGUGAAGAACAGUCUCAAGAUCAGGAGAAGCCACUGACUCAGUCUGGGGGAGCUCAGCCUCCCUCUGGGGGAAAGCAGCAAGGGCGGCAGUGUGAUGAAACCCCUCCCACAUCUGUGAGUGAGUCUGCCCCAUCUCAAACUGAUUCAGAUGUUCCCCCGGAGACUGAGGAAUGCCCUUCCAUCACUGCAGAUGCUAACAUUGACUCAGAAGAUGAAUCAGAAACCAUUCCAACCGACAAGACAAUUACGUACAAACACAUUGACCCACCACCUGUCCCGAUGCAGGAUCGUAGUCCUUCCCCCAGGCACCCUGAUGUCACCAUGGUUGAUCCAGAGGCUCUGCCAGUUGAACAGAAUUUAGGCAAGCCUUUGAAGAAGGACCUCAAAGAAAAGACAAAGACAAAAAAGCAGAGUCCAAAGACCAAGUCGUCUUCUCCUGUUAAAAAAAGCGAUGGUAAAUCGAAGCAAGUGGCUUCACCAAAGCCAGCUACUAAAGAAUCUUUAGACAAAAUCUCCAGAACAGCUUCUCCAAAAAAGAAGGAAUCUGUGGAGAAGGCAACCAAAAAUAUCUCUAGUCCAGAGGUAAAGUCUCGAGUGGAAGAGAAAGAUAAGGAUACCAAGAAUGCAGCAAAUACAACAACAUCCAAGUCAGCAAAGACUGCAACCACAGGACCUGGGAAUACUAAGGUGGCAAAAUCUACAGCAGUGCCUCCAGGACCUCCAGUGUAUUUGGAUCUGGUGUACAUUCCCAACCACAGCAAUAGCAAGAAUGUUGAUGCUGAGUUUUUCAAGAGGGUGCGGUCAUCCUACUAUGUGGUGAGCGGGAAUGAUGCUGCAGCCGAGGAACCAAGCAGGGCUGUUCUGGACUCCCUGCUGGAGGGCAAGGCACAGUGGGAGAGUAACAUGCAGGUGACUUUAAUCCCAACCCAUGACUCAGAAGUGAUGAGGGAAUGGUAUCAAGAGACCCAUGAGAAGCAGCAGGAUCUCAACAUCAUGGUUUUGGCAAGCAGCAGCACUGUUGUCAUGCAAGAUGAAUCUUUUCCUGCAUGCAAGAUUGAACUGUAAGAACGAGACCACGCAUCACAAGAUUAAACUCUUGUUUCCAGAAAUUCUUCAGUUUGAAAACACCUUUUCUGAAAAUUCAACUCAUCUAUUUCAACUGCUGAACUAUAUAUCUGCCAAAUGCUAUACUGUGUCACAGUGAUGCAAGUCACUAAUAUUUUUCAGUCUUUGUUGGUUGCUAGGGGAAAUAACAGUCUUCCCAUAGUAGAGUACAACUUACUGCGAAAAUACAGAUCCAGUUGCAUCGCCACUGAACAUUUUGAAACCAUGCAGUAGCAACCCCAACUGACUUUUGCCAGAUAGAGGCAUUUGCCCUCUAAAGAAAAAAAAAAAAAAAACAAAAAAAAAAAAAAAAAAAAAGAAAAAAAAAAAAAGAAAGAGAGAGAGGGGUAGGAGGAGAAAGUAGUAAAUUAUUAGGUCUGCAUUAGUCUCAUGGCAAUAGGUGUAUCGCUUACUACAGCCUGCUUAUGUUCUCACAUGAAAAGAAAGUUUUAAAUUUUUAUCAAUAUGAGCUAUCACUAUGGGGAUCCUUUUUUUAAAGAAUUAAGUUAGCUCAAAAAUAAAAAGAAAGAGAACAUGGCUAGGAAGGGAUGUAUGACCUAAUCACUCAUCAGCAGCUUUCCACUUUAAUUUGAGCUCUGCAUACUGACACACUGUAACAAUCAUAGGCCAGAUAUGCAUGUAGUCUGCACCCCAUCCAGAAGUCUAAAACUUUUCUUACAACAUGCAGAAUUGUUCAUCUAAGGAAUGCUUCCAGCGAAAGCCCACUCACUCCAGCCAGAACUGACCAGUCCACAUGCUUGAACACCCAUGUCCACUGUUGAUAACUGAAGCAAAAUACCAAAGCAGUCGGGAGUACAUACAGUAGACAAGUUGCCUUAGAAAGUGACUUGAAUGUACAAAUAAAUUUGAUGCACUUAUUUUUUAAUGCUGAGACAGCAAAUUUAUAAAACAUCUGUGUAGGAUCAUAGUUACACCGGUAAAGAGGUGUGAGUGUGCAUGUGUGGCAUUAGGAACUUAUCUGACUGGUCAAAUGGUUUGGUGCUAUGAAUUGCAUAUAUUAGUUAUGUGAACACUUCAUUGAUGCACCUGGACAGCUCAACCAGGCAAGAUGAGCUUUUUCUUUGAAGGCUCCUUUUGUACUGUGGAAGCAAGAUUGAAGUGGUGUCCAGUAUCAGAGUUACAAAACUUAGUGAAACAUUCAGAAUGAUGGAAAACACCUGUGAGCCUGUACAGUAUUCAGCCUUCCUUUGUCUUACCUGAUUUUAUUUGUUUAAUUUAAGGGUGAACAUGGGAACAAAUGUACAGAAGCCUUCCUUUUUAGUGCUGCGUGAACUUUUAAUACAUGAUCUUUAACAAACAUUUUCAUUUACAGGUAAAUGCAAAGAAAAAUUUUUCAGGUGAAGACUUUUUUUUAGUAGCUUUGUAAGAUAAAUGAGUAGUGUUGUUUAAGAUUCUAGUGAGAAUGGAUAUUGAGGUAAAAUUUAUUGAAAACAGUCAACUGUCAAUAUCUUUUUGGCAGAGGGAUAUGGAAAGAUGCUCUCAUUGUAAAAUUAUUCUGUUGAUGAUGACAAAAAAUGGGAUUUGAGAAAUUGAUUGCCCAGUACUUAAAAGGUUGUAACCUACAUUCUCAACGCUCAUGAGAUCUUGAAAAAGGAUAGAACAAGCAAUAAGCUAAAAUAAAUCCCUUUUCUUUCCUUUUCCUUCCUGUCCUUUGCCUUUUCUUCCCCUUGCCUUUCAUCUUUCCUCCAUGUUUUACUGUCCUUUCCUUGCUUUUUCCCUUCCCUUCCCUUCCCUUCCCUUCCCUUCCCUUCCCUUCCCUUCCCUUCCCUUCCCUUCCCUUCCCUUCCCUUCCCUUCCCUUCCCUUCCCUUCCCUUCCCUUCCCUUCCCUUCCCUUCCCUUCCCUUCCCUUCCCUUCCCUUCCCUUCCCUUCCCUUCCCUUCCCUUCCCUUCCCUUCCCUUCCCUUCCCUUCCCUUCCCUUCCCUUCCCUUCCCUUCCCAUCCCAUCCCAUCCCAUCCCUUCCCGCACUUUCCUGCACCUUCCCUUCCCGCCCCUUCCCUUCCCGCCCCUUCCCUUCCUGCACCUUCCCGCACCUUCCUUUCCCUAGACUGCUUGCAGAGGAGCAGCACCACUGCUCUGUGAUUUAAGACAGUUUGGAUUUUUUAGUCUCUGAAGUUUUUCCCCAAUUAAAAAAAACCUUGUUGUAUUGCAGAAGGUCAGCUAAUCUGAAUUUAAGAAGGUGUAAAGGCCUCCAGCAUGGACUUAACGUGCUGGUUGUACGAAUCACCAUUAUGGCUGGUAUUAAGUUUUACAAUGUAGUGAACUAUGACCUCAUUUUAUUUUCUCUACUUAUAAUUUAUUUCAAUUUUACAUUGUUAGGAUAUUUUUGUUUAAUAGGUGUACGAUUGCACUCCUAAUUUUUAUGAGGGUUUUUUAAUACUGGUUUAGGGUCUUGUAAAUGUGGGCUUCUCGUGCCCAUUUAAUGCUGUGAAUUACUGUUUGUCAGUGGUUGAGGUUUUGAGUUUCUUUUUAAUGUCCUCUUUUUUUUUUUUUUUUUUUUUUUUUUUUUAGGUUUCUCUAGCAAUGCUGAUUUAUUUAUUGCUAUACCUUUUAAGUAGUUGAGAAUAACUCAGAGUGACUAUGGCACAAAAGACAGAUGGAAAUGUAUUGUGAAAACAAGCAUGUUUGCUGGGCUCCUGUCAUUCACUUAAAAAUGCUUUUGUAAUACGUAGUCUAUGAAGAUAUUGGCAAAAUUUUUGGCAGAAUAGUUGUACUAUUUCUACAAUUCUUUCUGAUUUGUCUACUUUGUUAUAUAGGUCAGAAUUCGAACCUUUUGAGUGGGUGGGAACAGAUUUUCUGAUUUUCUGACAACACCUGAAAUGGUUUGUAUCUCUGCUUUGGUAGAAAAUUGUUUUAAGUACAGCAGUGGUCUUGUGAUUAAUCUCACUUAUGCCACUUACUCCUUUGAAUCAGGAGCAAUUUCACUACUGUCAGGGAAGUUACAGUCAUCUGAUCCUACUGUAAAUUAAAUUGGAAUCAAGCCUUAAAUAUGCCCAAGCAAGUUUAUGAUGGCUGAAGCAUUUGUUUUACUUCUGAAAUAAUAAUGAUAAUUAGACAGUUGCAGUUAACCUUAACAUGUGCAUUUGCUUUUUUUUUUUUUUUUUUUUUUGCUGCUACAAGCAUAUUAAAACCCUGGUCUGGCUAUUCUCAGGUGUUGUAAUGCCUGUUCCAUCCACUCCCUUCCAAAUGGCAAUGGCACCUAGAUGCAACACAGCGAUGAGCUCCUCCAUUGGCUCCUCUUGCCCUUAAUGACUUUCCUGCCUGUGGAACUAAUCUACCUGUGCUAAUCCUAGUACUACACAACUAGCUUAGUGUAACAGUCAUCAAAAUGUACUGUGUACAUUAACGAUGAGUGCUGUUGAUCAGCAUAGAUUUCUAGGAGCAUGGUUUGUUAUUGAUUACUCUAAUUGUAAAGAUUCAAUAUCUGAGUGCAAAGAACACUCCAUUUCAAUGAUGGUAUUACCCAUAACAGCAUUCCCAGUCAUGAUCUUUAUGCUAUUAAUAUAAUGCUUCAUAUAAUUAAAUGAAGAAUUAACUUUGGGGAUCCCAUCCCACUCUUGAACUUGGAUAGGGCCUCUCUUGCAUGCCUUUUCAAAGUCCUGAGGUGGGCCUGACUCAUUGACCUCUAUUUUCACCCCAUCUUUCAUAGAAAUCACUUUUGAUUUUUUUUUACUUAUUUUACAUACUGUGGUGAAUGGAGAUAACUGUGUAUAUGAAUGUUGGGGUUUUUUUAAUUGUCUAUGAUAGCUUAUGCAUUUUAGGAGAGUUCUGGUACUCUUUUACUAAGAUUUAAUAAAUUUGUUAAUUGAAUUUUCAAUCCCUCCCAACAUAAGCAAAUGAGCUCCAAAGAGCACUUGCUGUGCAUUUGGAACAUUUCUGUCAUGCGCUUCUCUUUGUUCAUCUGUCGCCAGAGGUUCUUGCUCAGUAAUAAUGUUUUUGAGAGAAAUAGUAAUUUUCUUGGUCUGGAUUUACUAGAAUAUGAAGAAAUAUAAUGUUUACACUUGAAAGAAAAGCUUUCAUCUUUUCACUUAAUAAUUGAACAAAAUACUAAAAUCAACUAGGGGUAAGCAUUUCUUAGAAUGCAAUUAUAUUACUCACCUAGUUUAAAAAUAUUUGCUAUUUAAAAAUUAAAAAAAAAAAACAAAACAACUUGUUUGUUGUGACUUUACAAAAAAAAAAACCUAAAAAAAAUGAGUGACUAAAUAAAACAACAGCAUAAAAUCUAGAAAGAAAAGAAAAAUUAAGAAGCAGUUUCUCUCUACUAGGCUAAGAGCUCCAGAUAGCAGGAGCUACCUCUUCAAGACUGGGCUGUAAUCUCAAUGUAAAAGACAAAAUCUGAAAUAUGCUUUCACGCAUUUGCAUGCAGCCAUUAUCUUCCAAACUAUGGAAAGAAAGUCUUGUGGCUGGCUGAGAAGCACCUCACACACCUCCUCUCUCUUGUUCUGAAUGGUGUUUGUGUCAGUCUGCAGCUGUGUAUGGUAUUAUGUCUUAUAAUCCUGCAUCACCUUCUAUUCUAUCCAGUCAUAUCUAAUGUAGAAAAUUAGUUUCCAGUGAAAGUAAUAUGUAGUGCUUUUAUGAUAUUUGUGUGCAAUAUCCCCUCUUCCAUUGAGGAUAUUUGAUGUAAAGGAAUCAAACUCAGUUCCACAAUAAAAUACAAAAGUGAUAAA